Messenger RNA from Acyrthosiphon pisum (pea aphid), 1054 nucleotides. Its product is annotated as upstream transcription factor usf. Gene Ontology annotation, biological process: regulation of transcription by RNA polymerase II. Bases 189 to 920 code for a protein of 243 amino acids. The record is from RefSeq and is a predicted model, not a curated record. The transcript has 6 exons. NCBI's taxonomy places the organism in Eukaryota, Metazoa, Arthropoda, Insecta, Hemiptera, Aphididae. Gene Ontology annotation, molecular function: protein dimerization activity; RNA polymerase II cis-regulatory region sequence-specific DNA binding; DNA-binding transcription factor activity, RNA polymerase II-specific.
AGAUUAUUUGAAAAGCAAUUUAUUUUUAUCUAUAUUUAUUCUAUAUUUCUAUCCUUAUUCACUAUUUGGUUAUUCUUGAUUUCCUUGCGUUUAUGGUUUUUAAAAUGUAUGAAUAAUUUAUAAUUUUUAACUUAGGGUUUAUAGUAACACUUUAAUAGUAGACAUAAUAGUACACUUUGAUUGGAAUUAUGUCUAUGAAAAUGUCUGAUAAUGAUUCACUAAAUGUUGGUAAUACAUAUAAAGUGGCGAACAAUGGCCAGCUUAUUAAACUAGAUUCAAAUAUUCUUGGUGCUCAAACCUUGAUCGUAACUGAUGAUGAUGGAUCUCUUGAGUCUGUUGAUGAACAACCAACUGCUGCUGUCAUAGAAAAUGGCAACGUAACUGGAAUUGUUAUGAGCAAAACCAACGACACAAACAUUACACAAUAUGAGCUCAGGCCAAACAAUAAUGCUACUCAAUUUUUUGUUGUACAACCAAUUAAUGAUUUAUUUACAACUACAACAACUGUUAAAAGACCAAUUGUACCACUCAAUAGUGAAGUGCCCAGAAAACGAGUAGAUCGUACUGUCGUGACAAGGGACGCUAAAAGACGAUUGACACAUAACGAAGUAGAACGUCGAAGACGUGAUAAAAUAAACCAAUGGAUAAUGUAUAUGAGCAAAAUCAUACCUGAUUGUGCUGAAGAAAACAAAACUAAUUAUGAUAACCAGAGCAAAGGAGGAAUUCUAGCAAAAGCAUGCGAUUAUAUUAAUGAAUUAAAAUCAACUAAUCAAAGAUUGAUGGAUUGUGUGAAACAAAUGGAGGCUGUUAAUAGGCAUAAUGAUGAACUAAGAAUGGAAAAUGAAGAAUUGAGAGGAAUCGUAUCACAACAUGGAUUGUUGUCUGAAAGUUUUGUUUCUAGAGAUGGUGACUCGUCAUGAGAAUUAUUAGAAGUUGUAAAUUAUGUUAAGCUGAUUUAAACUUCAUCUUUUUUACUAUAUUUAAAUUUUUUGUUAUACCGAAGAGACCAAUGUUCUACUAUCUAUGUUUAAAAUGUUAAAUAUUUUCAAUAAUG